Molecule: messenger RNA, 5138 nt
Organism: Nelumbo nucifera (sacred lotus)
Lineage: Eukaryota; Viridiplantae; Streptophyta; Magnoliopsida; Proteales; Nelumbonaceae
Product: myosin-1-like
Biological process (GO): actin filament organization
Cellular component (GO): membrane; actin cytoskeleton; cytoplasm
Molecular function (GO): ATP binding; actin filament binding; microfilament motor activity
Source: RefSeq, a predicted model, not a curated record
AUAAAAGAAUAAAAAAGAAAAGCAAAAGCUGCUUCGCUCCACACGCUUUGGAUUUUUCCAUACGAAGAGGAGCGAAGAUCGAGUCGCAGAAUAAAUAAAUUAAUUCUGUCUGAAUGAAUCACUGGAAAAAUUCCGGGUUUACUAACCGAUAUCGACUAUUUCAAUCCUCGGAAUCUCUCAACGAUUUUCGUGAAUUUGAGUUGUGGGUGUAGAGAUUCCUCUGGUUAUUCUCGAGUUCCUGGUGCAGAAGCUAGUCGCCCGGAGUUCCGAGUUGCUUUGCUCAGAAUUUGCAUUCAUUUUUAGUUGAGCUUCGAGGUUCUUGAGUUCUUUCUUUGCUGAAGGUUCUGGUUCAUUUUCUUAGUUCGUUUUUGAAUUUGCUGAAGGUUCUGUACGAUUCUAGAUCGAGUUAUAGAAGUAGAUCUGUAGAGGGUUACUAGAUUUUCAAGUGUUCUUUUGUGGUUGAAAUCGGUUUGGGGGAGAACAUUACCAAAAGGUGUUGAAGCAUACUCUGGAGUUGACGAUCAGUUGGGGUUUCAAAGAAGUUGUUGAACCUUCAGAGGACUUGUUGGAGAUUUCACUUUAUCUGUCGUGUGAAGCAGUUUCAGAUGAAAGAGCUGAAGUUCUGGUCCAAUCUCCAGUAAAGCUGUCGAGGUGGUUUUCCAGGUAGAGAAGGUGCAAGUACGAAGUUUGGUGUUCUGAGUUUGGAUUGAUUUAGUAUAUUUUGUUCAUUUUUUCCCCAGAGAGAAGGUAAAACUGGAGUGGAAGCAGUCUGGGCGAGAUUUUUGGUACUUUCAUUCAUUUGGGUUACUAUCGUCGAUUGUUUUGAAUUGGUACGGUGUAUGUGUCUGUCUGUUUGGAACUUGUUGUUGGUGAUUCUGGAGUUGAAGAGUACUACGCUCUGUUUCUAACACUAGGGUCCCCGCCAUUUUGUCGAACAGAUAGGUUACGGUGGGACAUUGAAGGUUCCUUUUGAGGAAAAAGAAGGGGACCCUUUUCUCCUUUUCCUCCCUCAUUGAUCUUUAUCUGAUCUGAUGGAGCGUAAUUCACCAAGACUGCGGAGCUCUUCUGAGAGGCAUUCACCUAGGUUGCGAAGCUCUUAUGAGAGGCAUUCGCCUGGGUUGCGAAACUCUGCUGAGAAAUCUGUACCCCGGAGCUCCUUGGAGAAAUUGGGAUCAAAAAGUUCUUCUGAGAAGUCGGGAUCGCGGAGCUCUUCUGAGAAGAUGCCGAGAAAGCCGGUGCCGAGAGCUCGGGUUUCACCGCCUACACUAAAGUCAAUUAGAUCAUUGCCUAUUGACUAUAGGUUCACGGGUUCACCUGUAUCUCCUUCCACUGAAGAUCUUGAUGAUGAUAGUGAGGGCAUUGAUAAUGGAGUUCCUUCUUGUAUUCCUGAAAAUGAUGGUCCUGAUGCGGCUAGCGGAGCCACUGAAAAUGGGAUUUCUCCUGGUGCUCUUGAGAAUGAAGUUUCAGUUGGUGAAGUUGUUGAAGAUCUUCAGGAUACUGUUGAUAAUAUGGUGGAGCAAACUGUUGAUGACUCUCCUUAUGGCAGGAAGACCAUUUUGUUGGAAGAAAGGCCACCAGAAGGUGACGAGUGCAUGGAUUCUAUGACUUCUCCUUUGCCUACGAAAUCUCCAUCUGGUAUUGAAUCCAGAUGGAGUGACACUAGCUUUUACGCUGCAAAGAAGAAGAAGCUGCGAUCUUGGUGUCAGCUUCCAAAUGGUGACUGGGCAUUGGGGAAGAUAGUGUCAACUUCAGGAGCUGAGACUGUUAUUGUGCUUCCUGAAGCAAAAGUUGUGAAGGUGAAUGCAGAAAAUCUAUUACCUGCAAAUCCUGAUAUCCUUGAUGGUGUAGAUGACCUGAUGCAGCUUAGCUAUUUAAAUGAGCCAUCAGUAUUGUACAAUCUUCAAUAUAGAUACACUCAAGAUAUGAUAUAUACAAAAGCAGGACCGGUAUUGGUUGCCAUCAAUCCCUUUAAGGAAGUCCCCUUGUAUGGAAAUGAUUAUAUUGAAGCAUAUAAGCAUAAAUCCAUGGAGAACCCACAUGUGUAUGCCAUUGCAGAUACAGCCAUCAAGGAAAUGAUACGAGAUGAAGUAAAUCAAUCUAUAAUUAUAAGUGGUGAAAGUGGAGCUGGGAAAACUGAAACAGCAAAGAUAGCAAUGCAAUAUUUAGCUGCACUUGGAGGGGGUAGUGGUAUAGAAUAUGAAAUAUUGAAGACUAAUCCCAUAUUGGAAGCCUUUGGUAAUGCAAAAACAUCAAGAAAUGACAACUCAAGUCGUUUUGGUAAGCUGAUUGAAAUUCACUUCAGUGAAACUGGGAAAAUUUCUGGUGCCAAAAUUCAAACUUUUUUACUUGAAAAGUCAAGAGUGGUGCAGUGUGCAGAGGGAGAAAGAUCAUAUCAUAUAUUUUAUCAGCUCUGUGCUGGAGCUCCUCCAGCACUUAGAGAGAAACUACAUCUGAAGAAUGCAAAUGAGUAUAAAUAUUUGAGACAGAGCAAUUGCUUUUCUAUUGCUGGGAUUGAUGACGCUGAACGUUUUCGCAUUGUUAUGGAAGCUCUUAAUGUUGUUCACAUUAGCAAAGAGGAUCAAGAUAGUGUAUUUGCAAUGCUUGCUGCUGUUUUGUGGUUGGGUAAUAUCUCUUUUACUGUAAUCGACAAUGAAAACCACGUUGAAGCUGUUGUAGAUGAAGGUCUAAAUAUUGUUGCCAAAUUGAUUGGAUGCAAUGUGGGGGAAUUAAAGCUGGCUUUGUCAACUCGCAAAAUGAGAGUUGGCAAUGAUAAUAUUGUCCAAAAGCUUACAUUAUCUCAGGCAAUUGACACCAGAGAUGCAUUGGCUAAAUCACUCUAUGCUUGUCUUUUUGACUGGGUGGUUGAACAAAUAAACAAAUCCCUGGAAGUAGGCAAGCGACGUACAGGAAGAUCCAUCAGCAUUCUUGAUAUCUAUGGCUUUGAAUCUUUUGAUAGAAAUAGUUUUGAGCAGUUCUGCAUAAAUUAUGCAAAUGAGAGAUUGCAGCAGCACUUCAAUCGCCAUUUAUUCAAGUUGGAGCAGGAGGAAUACAUCCAAGAUGGAAUUGACUGGACAAAAGUUGAUUUUGAAGACAAUCAAGAUUGUUUAAAUCUUUUUGAGAAGAAACCAUUGGGAUUAUUGUCUCUGUUGGACGAGGAGUCAACUUUUCCAAAUGGAACUGACUUGACAUUUGCCAACAAACUUAAGCAGCAUCUGAAUUCUAAUUCUUGUUUCAGAGGAGAACGAGGCAGAGCUUUCAGUGUCCUUCAUUAUGCAGGGGAGGUUACAUAUGACACUAGCGGGUUUUUGGAGAAAAACAGGGAUCUGUUACAUUUAGAUUCUAUUCAGCUUCUGUCUUCUUGCACAUGCCGACUCCCCCAGAUAUUUGCUUCCAAUAUGCUUAUUCAAUCUGAGAAGCCAGUGGUGGGUCCUUUGUACAAAUCAGGGGGAGCAGAUUCCCAAAAGCUGAGCGUUGCGACAAAGUUCAAGGGUCAACUUUUUCAACUGAUGAAACGGUUGGAGAAUACAACACCACACUUCAUACGCUGUAUCAAGCCCAACAACUUGCAACGCCCUGGAAUAUAUGAUCAAGGACUUGUGUUGCAGCAGUUAAGAUGUUGUGGAGUCCUAGAGGUGGUUCGAAUAUCAAGAUCUGGUUAUCCUACCAGGAUGUCUCACCAAAAGUUUGCAAGAAGGUAUGGUUUUCUUCUUUUGGAGAGUGUUGCUUCACAAGAUCCACUCAGUGUUUCAGUUGCAAUUCUUCACCAGUUCAAUAUUCUUCCUGAGAUGUAUCAAGUUGGCUAUACAAAGUUGUUUUUCCGAACUGGCCAGAUUGGUGUGCUCGAGGAUACAAGAAAUCGUACUCUCCAUGGCAUUUUACGAGUUCAGAGCUGCUUCAGAGGUCACAAAGCUCGCUGUUAUCUCAAGGAGCUUAGGAGAGGAAUUGUCAUGCUGCAGUCAUUUGUCCGUGGAGAGAAAACCAGAAAGGAAUAUGCAGUCUUUGUACAAAAUCAUAGAGCUGCUGUAGUCAUACAAAAACAGAUAAAAGGCAGGAUUGCUAGGAAAAAAUUUAUCAAUGUUCGUUGUGCAUCAAUAUUGAUACAGUCAGUUAUUCGUGGCUGGCUAGUUAGAAGGUGUUCGGGAGAUGUGGGUUUGCUGAACACAACCCAGAAGUUUGAAGGCACAAAGGGCUCUGAACCAGAGCAGAUACUUGUCAAGGCAUCAGUCCUUGCAGAGUUACAACGCAGAGUUCUGAAGGCAGAGGCUGCUUUUCGUGAAAAAGAAGAGGAAAAUGACAUUCUCCAUCAGCGGCUCCAGCAGUAUGAGAGCAGGUGGUCUGAGUAUGAGCUCAAAAUGAAAUCCAUGGAAGAGGUGUGGCAAAAGCAGAUGAGAUCCCUACAAUCCAGCCUGUCCGUUGCAAGGAAGAGCCUUGCAGUUGAUGAUACUGAGAGAAGUUCUGGUUCGUCAGUCACUGUGGCUCAUGACAGAGCAUACAGCUGGGAUCUCGGAAGCAACAGUAACAAGGGCAGGGAGAACAGUGGGUUGAGACUUGGGUCCCGAUUCUUGGAAAGAGAGAUGAGUGCAGGUCUGAGUGUAAUAAGCCGAUUGGCAGAAGAAUUUGAACAACGAAGCCAGGUAUUUGGUGAUGAUGCUAAGUUUUUGGUGGAGGUGAAAUCAGGGCAGGCUGAGGCAAGUUUAAAUCCAGACCAGGAACUGAGAAGGCUGAAGCAGAUAUUUGAAGCUUGGAAGAAGGAUUAUGGGGCAAGAUUGCGGGAGACAAAGGUGAUCCUGCACAAACUUGGAAGUGAGGAAGGAAACAACGAGAAGGCUAAGAAGAAAUGGUGGGGAAGGAGGAACAGCUCGAGGAUAAUGUAGUUCAUAACCUUGCUUUAUUGCUAUCUUUAUUUAAUUGUUCGUUCAGCUUUUGUUUUUUUGUUGUUGCAAUCUAGCCAAUUUGUUUAUGUUUAGAGUUGGCUGGAAAAAAAAAAGUAUUUUUAGUAUUGCUGCUUCAACUGAAAUUAGAAGAAGGUUUCAGUGCUUCUCAUUUUUCAGUUUUCGGUAGAUCUAAAUAUGUACAUGUCCCAUCAAAGUGCUACAUUUUGGAAGAAAUAUGGAAUAGAAAAUUUUGAGUUGAUAGAA